Nymphaea colorata (pocket water lily) is the source of this 3076-nucleotide messenger RNA. Its product is annotated as neutral ceramidase 2-like. NCBI's taxonomy places the organism in Eukaryota, Viridiplantae, Streptophyta, Magnoliopsida, Nymphaeales, Nymphaeaceae. Gene Ontology annotation, biological process: long-chain fatty acid biosynthetic process; sphingosine biosynthetic process; ceramide catabolic process. Gene Ontology annotation, molecular function: N-acylsphingosine amidohydrolase activity. Gene Ontology annotation, cellular component: extracellular region. The coding region runs from base 582 to 2939 and encodes 785 amino acids. The transcript is spliced from 10 exons. The record is from RefSeq and is a predicted model, not a curated record.
UAGUUGCGAGUUCUUUGACCGUUUUGUUCUCAUAGCGAUACCGAGGCGCUUCGAGUUAGAGAAGCAAAGAACACCAUUUGUUCACAAUCAUAUACACGUAUCCGUAUAGGCUUUGGUUGUCUUCAUGUACUAAAAUUAGAAGCACCAGGGAGAACAGUAUACUUUCGAGAAAGAGCAGACUUUGGCUUAACACUGUAAACCCCGUUUAGUGCAGACUGCAGCGAAGAAACCGAGACUGCAAGUUAACAGUGGCUGGAGGCAGAUGGCAUAACCACCAUCCACUUUUAAAUAGUCGAAGAUGGCAACGUUGGAAUGAAGGAUCCUUUAGUAAGAAGGAAUUUGAUUGAUGGUUUGCUCUUUAGUUUCCACUGACCUUGUCGCCAUCUGUCCUUUUGCUUCUGCUUGACUUCACGCUCCUUUGCUUUCCCCUGCCCUUUUCACAUUCAACGCCCAGGAUCCUUUUCUUCUUUUAUAUUGAUCGUGGAGGCCUUCUUGCAGUAAACGAGCAAUCCAGGAGGGCUCUUGAUUGAGAAGGAAUGCGGGCAGUGCUUGAUUGAAGUGUUCACAUCUUUGUUGUCCUGAUGGAUUCACCGUCUCCUGUUCAUCUUUCAAAGCAAUGGGUAACCCGAAGGCUAUCUCUAUGCCUUUUCUUCGUGUUCCUCUCUCAAUGCUGCAGAAUAGCGUUGGCAAACUCUACCUAUUUAAUUGGUCUCGGAAGCUAUGAUAUAACUGGACCUGCAGCGGAUGUCAACAUGAUGGGUUAUGCUAAUGCUGAACAGACUGUCUCUGGAGUUCACUUUAGGUUACGAGCCAGGACAUUCAUUGUUGCCGAACCUGAUGGCAAGCGAAUUGUAUUCGUGAAUAUUGAUGCCUGCAUGGCGUCGCAGCUUGUUACUCUUAAAGUGCUUGAGAGACUCAAAUCAAGAUACGGUGACCUUUAUAAUGAGCAAAAUUUAGCUAUCAGUGGCAUUCAUACUCAUGCUGGUCCAGGGGGAUACCUUCAAUAUGUUGUAUAUAUUAUCACAUCUCUUGGAUUUGUUCGUCAAUCAUUUGAUGCAAUAGUUGAUGGCAUUGAGAAAAGCAUUGUACAAGCUCAUGAAGGCCUUCGUCCUGGGAACAUUUUUGUGAACAAGGGUGAGCUCCUUGAGGCUAGCAUAAACCGCAGUCCUAGUGCUUAUCUAAAUAAUCCUCCAGAAGAACGAAGCAGGUAUAAAUAUGAUGUAGACAAGGACAUGACACUGCUGAAAUUUGUGGAUCUUGAGUGGGGCCCUGUUGGAAGCUUCAAUUGGUUUGCAACACAUGGAACCUCCAUGAGUCGCACAAAUUCAUUAAUAAGUGGUGACAACAAAGGAGCAGCUGCACGCUUUAUGGAAGACUGGUUUGAGCAGAUAGACACCCUGGAAAUGUCUAAAAGGAUGCAUUCUGAGUACAGAAACCAGCCAAACAGCAUUCCUCGGAGAGUCUCAAGCAUGCUUCCUGAUCAGCAAGAAGAUGAGUUGAUGAAGCUGGCAUCUGUCUUUCAAAGUCCCGGGGGAAUGACUUCAGAUAGUUCUUUAAGUGUUACCAAGCGGGUCCGAAGCUCUUUUAAGUCAAGUAACAGACCAAGUUUUGUUGCUGCAUUUUGUCAAUCAAAUUGUGGUGAUGUAAGCCCAAACGUGCUUGGUACAUUCUGCAUAGAUACAGGACUGCCAUGUGAUUUCAAUCAUAGUACCUGCAAUGGGAAGAAUGAGUUAUGCUAUGGCCGUGGUCCAGGCUACCCGGAUGAGUUUAACAGCACAUAUAUUAUUGGAGACAGACAAUUUAAAAAGGCAGUGGAAUUGUUUCAUUCAGCAUCUGAACAGUUGAAAGGGAAGGUUGAUUUUCGUCACACCUAUUUGGACUUCUCAAAGCUGGAGGUCACUGUUACCUCUAAUGGUCUUGGUGCCAAUCAAGAGACUGUGAAAACAUGCCCUGCUGCAAUGGGCUUUGCUUUUGCUGCAGGAACCACAGACGGGCCUGGAGCUUUUGACUUCAAGCAAGGGGAUGACCAAGGCAAUCCUUUCUGGAAGUUGGUGAGGGACGUACUGAAGAUGCCAAGCAAAGAACAAAUAAGCUGUCAACAUCCAAAGCCAAUUUUGCUUGAUACUGGAGAAAUGACUCAGCCAUAUGCAUGGGCUCCUUCCAUUCUUCCGAUACAAAUUCUUCGAAUAGGGCAGCUGGUCAUUCUCAGCGUGCCUGGAGAAUUCACUACAAUGGCAGGGAGGCGCCUCCGCGAUGCUGUGAAAGCAGUGCUGAUAAAUGCAGGCAACAGGGAAUUUGAUGAAAAUACUCAUGUCGUUCUUGCUGGGCUUACAAAUACCUAUUCACAGUAUGUGACCACCUUUGAGGAGUACCAGAUUCAACGAUAUGAGGGAGCUUCUACCUUGUAUGGUCCGCACACACUAAGUGCAUACACUCAAGAGUUCAAGAAGCUUGCAACAGCACUUGUAUCUGGCACGAUUGUCCAGCAAGGACCUCAACCUCCUGAUCUUCUCGAUAAACAGUUAAGUCUGGUCCCGCCUGUUGUAGUUGACUUGACUCCCAUCGGUGUCAAGUUUGGUGAAAUAAGAACAGAUGUACCCCAGAGUUCUAGUUACAGAAAAGGUGACAAGGUGGCUGUCUCGUUCUGGUCUGCCUGUCCGAGGAAUGAUCUCAUGACUGAGGGAACUUUCUCCUUGGUGGAAGCAUUGGAUGACACCAGGACCUGGAUUCCAGCAUAUGAUGACGAUGAUUUCUGCUUGCUCUUCCAAUGGUCACGGCCUGCAAGACUUAGUGGUGUCAGUCAUGCGACAAUCGAAUGGAGUAUUCCAGAAACAGCUGUUCCAGGUGUGUACAGGAUUAGUCAUUUCGGUUGUGCAAAGAGCAUCUUUGGGUCGAUGCAUCAUUUCAGUGGAUCAUCCAGUGCCUUCGUUGUGCUUUAAACUUGGCCUCUUCCCAGAGAGGCCACCUCUUGAUGCAUUACAGAAAUUGGUUGCUCUGUAUACGCUUUUACCAAAUUCAUAUGUAAAGACUUCGGAUGUAUAUUGUAUUUGCUUUCAUAUUUUCAGUUACUCAGUCA